UGAGGAUGUAAGUGCGUUUGAAGGCUCUCAUACCCUUUCCUCCAGGACAGAAUCAUGAAUAAACUGGAGGACAAGCAGGACCAGAUGAUACCAUGAAGAGAAGUUUACAGGCCCUCUAUUGCCAACUGUUAAGCUUCUUCCUGAUCUUGGCAUUGACAGAAGCACCAGUAUUUGCCACCCAGGAACCGUCUCCCAGGGAAUCUCUUCAGGUCCUCCCCUCAGGCACCAUGGUGACAGCACCCCUCGACUCUACCAGACAGUCAUCCGUGGUGACCGCCCCUUCUUCCACAUUGACCCUGACCCACCACCGGGAUGGAGCCUCCUCACAGGCUACAGCUCCCGCUAUGACAACAGCGUCCCACCCAGACGGACACCCUCCUACCAGUGCCGCCUCCACCCUGACAGCAGCAACCACCCCCUACUCCGAAGGCUCCCUGCCCAUGGGGCCCCUUCCUGCGGCCAUGGCAACCACACCCCCCCACUCUGAGAGCCGCCCCCCAGGGGAGGCUGUGCCCACUCUUCUACUGGCGAAGCCAACAGCAGCCACCAGUCACCCCACCUCAGCACCUAGCCGGGGGGCCACACGCAGGCCCCCGAGGCCCCCAGGCUCAUCCCGAAAGGGGGCUGGUAGUUCAUCACGCCCUGUCCAGCCUGCAUCCGGCGGCCACACUGGGAGAAAGGAAGGCCAGCGAGGCCGAAAUCAGAGUUCCACGCACCUGGGGCAGAAGCGGCCCCUGGGCAAAAUCUUUCAGAUCUACAAAGGAAACUUCACAGGGUCUGUGGAGCCUCACCCCUCUGCCCUCACCUCCAGGAGUCCACUGGGGAGCGGCGACUCCCCACCGCAGCCCCAGACAGUGGCUGCAACCCUGGUGCCCAGCAGGACCUCAUGGGCACCUUCUACCACCCCCCUGGUGCCUACAGUGGACAAGACAGGACCUGGCCAAGCAGACCAGGGGGGUCGGUCUGCCUUCACCAGCCACGGAGGGAUGCCGGACACCACGGCAGCCUCAGGUGCCCCCAGCAGCCCACAGGCUGCCCCAGUGCCUUCUCAGCACCAUCGCGGUGACCCGCGGGACAGCCCCAGCCACACUGACGCCUGGCUUACUGUCACCCCUGGCAGCAGCGGGCCUCCCGCUGCCAGCUCUGGGGUCGACAAGGCCUCCACGGAGCCCACACAGGCUGCCUUCGACGCCAGUGUCUCUGCCCCUCCCAAGGGCAUUCCUCAGGGAACAUCCUCAACCCCGCAGGUCCCGACCCAGCCCCCUGCAGUCCCAAGAAGCUCUGCUUCCCCGGCUGCAGAGGAGACUGUGGAGGAGACUGCGGCCACCCCCACCAUGUCCGACAGGGUGCCCGGCCCUCUCUCCACAACAGUGUCCACAGCCACGGGGAACUUCCUCAACCGCCUGGUCCCUGCAGCGACCUGGAAGCCCGGAACCGCAGGGAACAUCUCCCACGUGGCUGAAGGGGACAAACCCCAACACAGAGCCACCAUCUGCCUGAGCAAGAUGGACAUCGUCUGGGUGAUUCUGGCCAUCAGUGUGCCCAUCUCCUCCUGCUCUGUCUUGCUGACUGUGUGCUGCCUGAGGAGAAAGAAGAAGACGGCCAACCCAGAGAACAACCUGAGCUACUGGAACAACGCCAUCACCAUGGACUACUUCAACCGGCACGCUGUGGAGUUACCAAGGGAGAUCCAGUCCCUUGAAACCUCUGAGGACCAGCUCUCAGAGCCCCGCUCCCCAGCCAAUGGCGAUUACAGAGACACUGGGAUGGUCCUCGUUAACCCCUUCUGCCAAGAAACACUGUUUGUGGGAAAUGACCAAGUGUCGGAGAUCUAACUGCAGCCCUCGCCUUGUGGGUCUCUACUUUUCAUCUCUAAAUUAUAACUAUACAAAUAUAUAUUAUAAAUAUAAUCUUUGUGUAACCCUGACUUAAUGAGACACAUUUUCUGCUUUUUUUUUUCCCCUAAGAAUUGUCAACAUCUUUUUUAUAAGUGUGGUUUAAAAAAACUUUACAGAACGAUCGUGGCUUUAUAAAAUAAAGAUAUUUCUAAGCAAAGCAGUUGCAUUGAUUGCUUCUCUUACUAACUGCCCGUGAGCACCUGGAGGCCCCAGCAGCCCGGGCUGGUGAGGGAAGAGACGGACCUGCAGACGUGCACCUUCGCGGCUUCUUAAGCUGGUUCCUCUUGAUCCUGUGACCUCACCUGCUCCUGGCCUGUGACACCAGUGAAAGGAGCAGUGGACCUGUGUCGGCAGCAGAGAGGGAGCCCUCGCCACCCCGAGGACGUGUACCUGGGACCUGGCACCAUCAGCUGUCCGUGUCAUCAAGUUAUGGACACAGGCAGGCGCUUGCUGCCUCAGGAACCCGUAGAGGACAUCAAGCAUCGAGGGCCCCGUGCCCCUAACCUCACUGGCGGAAAGCUUUCACUGUGCGAACAAGACGGCCUUUCCCUGGCCGAACAAAGGCUACGUCUGGAGCACGUUCCUGCGUCCUCUCCGCAUUCCUGCAUCCUCUCCACCACGUCUGCAUCAACACGCCGUGCCUUUCUCUGGAGAGAAUUUAGACGCUGACCCCAGCCCUGGGGCUUUAGAAUGUUUGUCCUGAAAAGAUCCAGUGUUUAUUGGGGUUCAGGUUUGUGUUCUCAAAAGGCCAUUGCAUUGAGCCCCUGAGGAACAUGUGUAAGAAGCCAUGAGUGUGGGGCUGUCCUUUUCCUGCCAUCUUGAGACAACCAGAUUGAGGGAAGGGCCACUGGAGAAGUUGUCUUGAUGCCCCUCCUCUGGGCGGCAGACUGCCUGGGGGUCAGCAGGUGAACUUGCCACCCAGCCCUCGAUUCCUUACCUCCCCUGCAUUGCUCCCUCCAUUGGUGGGGUCCUCUGCCCCCCAGCCCCUGCUCACUGCUGCAUCCAGCAUGCCCUGGGGUGUCAAACCCUCAGAGACCAGCAGGGACUCCCAGCAAUGGCUGUUCUCUAUUUUUUUUUUCCUAAUAGAUAGUGGCUGGGAGAGAAGAUAACUGCUUUGGCAUUUCCUUUCUCUAAAAGAAAUAGUUUGAUAGUAUAUUUUGAAUAUAGAUGUUCUUAUAGUCAGAUCGAGAGUUGAAAUUGAAUGUUGGUUCAUAUGUUCGUGUUGUUGCUGUAGUCUUUCGAUCAUGACCUUUUUUCCUUUCUUCCUGCAUUUUCUUUUAAAAAAAGAUGGCCUUCAAAAAUGUGUGUUCUCCAUGUUGUAUGAACCUACUUAGUAUGCGUUUCCUGAUUGUCUCUCUUUCAAAGACUCUUUAACCCAAAAAGAAGCAGGUUAAUUGUUGCUCUGAGAUUCGCUUUCUGGUGUGCUGCUGUCUGGCUUUUAACCUUACCAUAAUAUUUCUGUCAGCUAUUGUAUUUAAUAUAUAAAUGUGUGUGUGUAUAUACAGAAAGAGAUCUGUUUGUAAAGUAAAACUUAUAUAUAAUAUAUGUAGUCAA
Molecule: messenger RNA, 3452 nt
Organism: Condylura cristata (star-nosed mole)
Lineage: Eukaryota; Metazoa; Chordata; Mammalia; Eulipotyphla; Talpidae
Gene: TMEM108
Product: transmembrane protein 108
Exons: 5
Coding region: 93-1835 (580 amino acids)
Biological process (GO): dendrite extension; postsynaptic density organization; retrograde axonal transport
Cellular component (GO): endosome membrane; early endosome; postsynaptic density
Source: RefSeq, a predicted model, not a curated record